Molecule: messenger RNA, 2647 nt
Organism: Nomascus leucogenys (northern white-cheeked gibbon)
Lineage: Eukaryota; Metazoa; Chordata; Mammalia; Primates; Hylobatidae
Gene: VPS53
Product: VPS53 subunit of GARP complex
Biological process (GO): retrograde transport, endosome to Golgi
Cellular component (GO): GARP complex
Source: RefSeq, a predicted model, not a curated record
UGCCGGGGCGGCUGACAGAGCGGCUGACGGAGCCGGGCUCAUCAGAUCGCUGCCGCGAGAGGGUUGCUGUGCUGGGGCCUGGGUGGCGGCUGGAGGCCUGAGCUGGGCUCGCGGCGGGGGUCGGCAGGGGGCCGGGUGGCGGAAUGAUGGAGGAGGAGGAACUGGAGUUCGUGGAGGAGCUGGAAGCCGUGCUGCAGCUCACGCCCGAGGUGCAGCUGGCCAUCGAGCAGGUGUUUCCAAGCCAGGACCCUCUAGAUCGAGCAGAUUUCAAUGCUGUUGAGUAUAUCAAUACCCUGUUCCCAACCGAGCAGUCUCUGGCGAACAUAGAUGAAGUCGUGAACAAAAUUAGGCUGAAAAUAAGGAGACUGGAUGACAAUAUUCGAACUGUUGUAAGAGGUCAGACGAACGUGGGGCAGGAUGGACGGCAAGCGCUUGAAGAGGCUCAGAAAGCUAUCCAACAACUCUUCGGCAAAAUCAAAGAUAUCAAAGACAAAGCUGAAAAAUCAGAGCAAAUGGUGAAAGAAAUCACCCGUGAUAUUAAGCAAUUAGAUCACGCCAAACGCCACCUGACCACCUCAAUCACAACACUGAACCACCUGCACAUGCUGGCAGGCGGCGUCGACUCCCUUGAAGCCAUGACCAGGCGAAGACAGUACGGAGAAGUUGCUAAUCUCCUUCAGGGUGUGAUGAAUGUCCUGGAGCACUUCCACAAGUAUAUGGGAAUUCCACAGAUCCGGCAGCUCUCCGAAAGAGUGAAGGCUGCACAGACUGAGUUAGGACAGCAAAUCCUGGCCGAUUUUGAAGAAGCGUUUCCUUCCCAGGGCACCAAGAGACCAGGAGGACCCAGCAACGUUCUACGAGAUGCAUGUCUGGUUGCUAAUAUUCUAGACCCCAGGAUCAAACAGGAAAUCAUCAAAAAGUUUAUUAAACAGCAUCUGUCAGAGUAUCUAGUACUUUUUCAAGAAAACCAAGAUGUUGCCUGGCUGGACAAAAUUGACAGACGCUACGCCUGGAUAAAACGCCAGCUUGUGGACUAUGAGGAGAAAUACGGCCGCAUGUUUCCACGUGAGUGGUGCAUGGCUGAGAGGAUUGCGGUGGAAUUUUGCCAUGUGACAAGGACAGAACUUGCCAAGAUUAUGCGUACCAGAGCAAAGGAAAUUGAAGUGAAAUUGCUUCUUUUUGCUAUUCAAAGAACAACUAACUUUGAGGGGUUUCUUGCAAAACGCUUCUCCGGCUGCACCCUGACCGAUGGGACCCUGAAAAAGCUUGAGUCUCCACCCCCAUCUACCAAUCCCUUCCUGGAAGAUGAGCCAACACCAGAGAUGGAGGAACUGGCAACGGAGAAAGGAGAUUUAGAUCAACCAAAGAAGCCGAAAGCGCCAGACAAUCCAUUUCAUGGCAUUGUUUCCAAGUGUUUUGAGCCGCAUCUCUACGUGUAUAUCGAAUCCCAAGACAAGAACCUCGGAGAGCUGAUAGAUCGGUUUGUGGCUGAUUUCAAAGCCCAGGGGCCACCUAAGCCCAACACUGAUGAAGGGGGUGCCGUGCUCCCCAGCUGUGCCGACCUCUUUGUCUACUACAAGAAGUGCAUGGUGCAAUGCUCUCAGCUCAGUACUGGGGAGCCCAUGAUCGCCCUGACCACCAUUUUCCAGAAGUACCUCCGAGAAUACGCCUGGAAAAUCCUCUCUGGCAACCUGCCCAAAACCACAACCAGCAGUGGAGGGCUGACCAUCAGCAGCCUCCUCAAGGAAAAGGAGGGCUCAGAAGUAGCCAAGUUCACUCUGGAGGAGCUCUGCCUCAUCUGUAGCAUCCUGAGCACGGCAGAGUACUGUCUGGCCACCACCCAGCAGCUAGAAGAAAAACUCAAAGAAAAAGUGGAUGUAAGUCUGAUUGAACGAAUCAAUCUGACUGGAGAGAUGGACACGUUCAGCACCGUCAUCUCCAGCAGUAUUCAGCUGCUGGUUCAGGAUCUGGAUGCUGCCUGUGAUCCUGCCCUGACUGCCAUGAGCAAGAUGCAGUGGCAGAACGUGGAGCACGUUGGUGACCAGAGCCCCUACGUCACCUCUGUCAUUCUGCACAUCAAGCAGAACGUCCCCAUCAUCCGUGACAACUUGGCUUCCACACGCAAGUACUUCACUCAGUUCUGCAUUAAAUUUGCAAACUCCUUCAUUCCCAAGUUCAUCACCCACCUCUUCAAGUGCAAGCCAAUUAGCAUGGUGGGAGCAGAACAGCUGCUGCUGGACACCCACUCGCUGAAGAUGGUCCUGCUCGAUCUCCCCUCCAUUGGCUCGCAGGUGGUGAGGAAGGCACCCGCCAGCUACACCAAGAUCGUCGUCAAAGGCAUGACCCGGGCUGAGAUGAUCCUCAAGGUAGUGAUGGCCCCUCAUGAACCGUUGGUGGUGUUUGUUGACAACUGCAUCAAACUCCUCACAGACUGCAACACAGAAACCUUUCAGAAGAUACUGGACAUGAAGGGGCUGAAGAGGAGUGAGCAGAGCAGCAUGCUGGAACUCCUGCGCCAGCGGCUCCCCGCACCGCCCUCGGGGACGGAAAGCUCUGGCUCACUGUCCCUGAUGGCACCAACACCAGAGCAAGAGUCGUCACGCAUCCGCAAGCUGGAGAAACUCAUUAAAAAGCGACUGUAGCAGCA